Messenger RNA from Xylona heveae TC161, 1638 nucleotides. RefSeq lists its product as hypothetical. The record is from RefSeq and is a predicted model, not a curated record. Gene Ontology annotation, cellular component: Rab-protein geranylgeranyltransferase complex; cytoplasm; nucleus. Gene Ontology annotation, biological process: small GTPase-mediated signal transduction; vesicle-mediated transport; protein geranylgeranylation. Gene Ontology annotation, molecular function: GDP-dissociation inhibitor activity. Lineage: Eukaryota; Fungi; Ascomycota; Xylonomycetes; Xylonales; Xylonaceae. The coding region runs from base 1 to 1638 and encodes 545 amino acids. The transcript is spliced from 4 exons.
AUGGAUUCUCUUUCGGGGACAUUUUGGGAUGUCGUGAUUGCAGGCACAGGACUACAACAGUCCUUGUUAGCACUGUCAUUGUCCCGCUCAGGGAAGAAGGUGCUCCACGCGGAUAAGAAUAGAUAUUAUGGCGGGUUUGAAGCAGCCUUCACUCUCCAAGAGGCAGAAGAGUGGUUGAAUAAGGGCGACGAAGACAGUCCUCUUCGACCUUUCAGAAAAGCUUCAAGUGUACCUCAGGCUUCACUUGAUGGCUCUAACAAGGCCCCAAAGCUGUCAGCUAGGGCCUACAGCUUGGCAUUGUCACCUCAGCUGCUCUAUGCGCGCAGCUCCCUGCUGCAAGCCCUGAUCUCAUCCAAGGUUUACCGGCAGCUAGAGUUUCUCGCAGUCGGAAGCUGGUGGAUCUAUGUUCCCCGUGACCGAUCGGAGACAGGGGAAGCAUUAACCUCCAGCCACGGAGAGUUGAAGAAAGUACCAAAUGGACGAGAAGACAUCUUUUCAGAUGACUUGAUUGACCUUCGAUCAAAAAGGUCUUUGAUGAAGUUCCUCAAGUUCGUAGCGGACUAUGAGAAUAUGUCCGAGGUCUGGUCAGAUUACGCAUCAAUUCCAUUUUCAGAGUUUUUGCGCUCUCGAUUCGGUAUAUCUAUGUCUCUUCAGGCGCCGCUUCUUGCGCUCACCCUCUCUCCGGUGUCUCCUUCGGAAACGCCUACAAGUUUUGCCCUGCCACGAAUAGCAAGACAUCUCCGAUCCAUGGGUGUCUUCGGCCCUGGAUUUGGUGCUGUACUUCCCAAAUGGGGUGGCGGAGCUGAGAUUGCCCAGGUCGCAUGUCGUGCUUGCGCCGUUGGCGGCGGCGUAUACGUGCUGGAUGAGGGAAUUUCAGACGUGUCAAAUGCCCCUGCUGAUCAAGGCGAAAUGCCAGGUCAAGUGGGUUCAUCGGCACAUCACCCAGUAGCUGUUACGCUCUCAAGCGGGGAGACAGUGAAUACCCUAUGGCUAGUUGGCUCGCCCGAUGAUAUCCCGAAGAAAUCUGGGACGACUAGAUCUGGAAAUGAGCCCGAGUCACCCACCAGGGAGGAAGUCACCUCGAAGUCUAUAUCGAUUGUGUCCUCACCUUUGACGGGAUUGUUUCCUCAGACUGCUGAGGCAGGACCGGUUCCUGCUGGUGCAGUGGUAGUGUUUCCUCCGGAGACUCUACUAACCGAGGAGAAAGUUGCUGAGAAUCAACCGCCUGUAUAUAUCAUGGUUCAUUCCAGUGAUUCAGGCGAGUGCCCAUCAGGACAAUGUAUCCUUUAUUCGAGCGUUUUUAUUUCUGGGGACGAAGGUCAAGCAACCCUUGACCUGGCCGUUAACCGUCUACUUUCAUCUCUCGGCGAAGAUCCCAAAUCGUGCCUUUUGUGGUCGAUGAGAUACUCGCAACAGGGCCCCUCCCUGCACUCGGGUGUUGUGUCGAGCUGUGAAGAAAGGAGCCCGGGCCAGAUAUUCUUUCCCAGAUCUUCCAAUGGACUUGCUUUUGAUGACGAGCUUUUGAAUAACGUCAAGUGUGCAUACGAAAAGAUUGUGGGAUCAGAUAAUGAAGAUUCGAGUUUCAUGGCUUUUUCUGAUAGAGAAGUCCCAACAUCGUAUAUGAGCGAUGAAGAAUAG